AUGCAGUUCGUUUCUCCUUACAGCUACUACAAUCCUAGACGCCAGUGCUCGUCGUCGCCCUUCUUCCAGGACCCCUACGAGGCUGAGUAUGCUAGACAACAGUACGCAAGACAACAGCAGUUGGCACGAGAACAAUACUACUACCGCCAGCAACAGGCUGCUGCAGCUGAGUCCAGAGCUCGUGCAGAAGCCCAAGCUAGAGCUGAGGCCCGUGCCAAGGCUGAAGCUCAAGCUCAAGCUCAAGCUAGAGCCCGCGCUGAGGUUGAAGCUCGCCAACGCUCCAUUGCUCUUCAAAGACAACAAGAGCGUGCUCGCAAAAUUUACUUUGAGCAACAACAGAAGAAGAAGACACAGCAGGUUCGCAAGUCACCUAACACUCGCAUUCAAGCAUCGCCGUUUGCUUGCCAACGCACAAACAACCGUGUUCCUGCAUCUUUCUUUGACCAGUUCUUUGGCUUUCCUUAUGAUCAAUUUGAAAGUGAAGAAGAAGAGCAAGAACAAGAACAAGAACAAGUUCAGCAACAGCCUGAGGAAGUAGAGAGGCAGGAAGAUGUUAUAAUGCACUCCCUUGCUCAGGACUCUGAGACUGAAAAUGAAGAUGACGUCAGUGAAGAAGAGGAUGAAGAUCUGACGGAAGAAGAGGAAGCUGUUCCUUUUGCUGCACCAGUCGAAACCAAGUCAGUUGAGACAACCCCAGCUGAAACUAAACUUGUUGAGACUGAAUCUCCAGUUAAAGUUGCUGAACAGCCAGUCAAGAACUUUAAAUCCACUUUGGAAACAAUCAACAAGAAGAUCCAGCACAAUGUGGAUGUUUAUGACCGCAUCCACAAGGCUUCCGGAUCAGUCUCCUCUGAGGAACUAUCAGAUAGUGAGGAAUACAAUCGCAUGAACUCACGAUUGAAUGUCUUGCAACGUGCCCAGAUGGAGCUCGAGAAGUUGUACGAGCAGCUGGACGGAUUGAGAAUUGAAGAUCCUGAGUGCAAGCGAUUCAAGGCCCAGCUGACUGGCAGGGCUGUGAAUUAUGCAGACAAGGUGGAGGCUUUGGUUUCUGAGCUGAAGACUUUGCUCAAGCCUGUGACUAAGCCUUCCACUAGUUCUGCUAAUGCCACAGCUCCUAAGCCUUCUCCUAAGAAGAAGAGCACAGUUAUGAUUGAGACGCUUCCUGAUGAAGAUCUCUCUGACUUUUAA
Molecule: messenger RNA, 1188 nt
Organism: Magnusiomyces paraingens
Lineage: Eukaryota; Fungi; Ascomycota; Dipodascomycetes; Dipodascales; Dipodascaceae
Exons: 1
Coding region: 1-1188 (395 amino acids)
Source: RefSeq, a predicted model, not a curated record